Anguilla rostrata (American eel) is the source of this 6259-nucleotide messenger RNA. RefSeq names its product xylosyl- and glucuronyltransferase LARGE1-like. The transcript is spliced from 15 exons. Gene Ontology annotation, cellular component: Golgi apparatus. The record is from RefSeq and is a predicted model, not a curated record. Gene Ontology annotation, molecular function: xylosyltransferase activity; glucuronosyltransferase activity. Gene Ontology annotation, biological process: protein O-linked glycosylation via mannose. NCBI's taxonomy places the organism in Eukaryota, Metazoa, Chordata, Actinopteri, Anguilliformes, Anguillidae. Bases 1419 to 3692 code for a protein of 757 amino acids.
GAGGACACCUCAGAAAAGCAGUACACAUCCAUGGCAACUGCCACGGUCCUUAAAGUCCGUAAUCAGGGGCUCCGAAAAAUCCGGAGGUGGAAACUGAUUGCCGCCAUCAAAGAAGGGCUUCGCAUUCGGUUAUUUAAAGUUAGGAUUGCUGCGCCUGGUAGAGACGCAUCGCAGUCGCUGACAUUUAAUCGCGACAUCAGAAACGUCCGCUGCAAUUGAGAAGAGCGUUCUGUCAUGACUAGCAAGGCACGAGGAUACAAUCCAAAUUCCGCAUCCUCUCGGGGAUCUGUGAAAUGAACUCUUUUCUUCUUUGAAAAUCAAGGCCAGUGGGUAUUAGGCUAGCACAAGGACACUGGCUCUUUUCGCCUGCUUUAGAAAAUGAACUCUUCAACGGAAGUCAGUUGUCAUAGGCAGUUCAAUCGGUGCAAUUUUACGAGCUUCUGAAAACAAGAUUAGGCUCUCUAAACUGGACGAAACAAACGGUAUUGGUUAUGUUAAAGAUAUGGCUUGCUAAAGAAAUACCCGAGGCAUGCGCGGGAGAUUAUUCCCAGGUUAAGUCAGGGCAAGGUAAAAGAAAAUAGAAGAGGAUCGCUUGUGCCCUCACGUCUUCGGCGGUUAAUCAUUAGAAAGUGUGCUUACCUGGUGAAGAACAGUGGUAGUGUUCAGGCUCCCAGGCAAUGUGAUUUGGAAAAACUGCGCAGUUUGAACACUGACAAAGCGUCCCUUGUUAUCGGUAGGAUCAAGUCUUCGUGAAUGCCGUUUUUUUUGUGUGGAUGGACUUGACGAAACACAACGCCGUGUUAAAUCCGUAGCAGAGGAGAGCUUGUGUUUUGAAACAUCUUAUUGGGGGUAUGUUCAAACUCUAAGUCAUUCCCGAGAUGGUAAUAUAUUUUCAGAGUGGCUACGCUUCUGAUGCUCUCAGCUCCUGGUAGCAGCGCAGUGCCUGAAAACGGCCGCUUCUAUUUCGGUGACUCAACUGCAGUGGGUUAGUUAGCGAGCUAUCCGGGAGAAGAAACUCUUGGUGCCCUAUUCUAACCUGAUUGCCUCCGAACAAAGUUAAUCAUCGGGAAGUUGCAAAGAUUAAUCUGUGCAUUAGCUAACAUGCCUUUGGAAACGUCUUCGCUUGAUUUACAAGAUUUAAAAUAACAGUCGAAAAAAAUCUAUCAAGCAUUGGCGCUGGGUAGAGUGCAGCGGCUGUCUCGGACCUGUUCAGGCUCGCGAGGUCCUGAAACCACCGGAUGCACCGACUUUCCUUUGGAUGAUUGCUGAACCCAACCGUGCAUCGCCGGGCAUUCGGUGGGCACAGAUCGGACGGGGUUUCUGUUCUGAAGGCAGUGCCAUGCGCCCCCCUGGUGACCCGCUCCUGCCCACAUAGAGGUCGCGCCGCCCGCUGAGACUGCAGCCGCGCGCCGCCGAGGAUGCUGGGAAUGUGCCGCGGCCGCAGGAAGUUCCUAUUGGCCACCUUCGCCGUGCUCUUCGUCCCAGCUCUCACAUGGCUCUACCUCUCAGCCGCCAGUUUCCACGCAGUGAGGUCCAUCCCGCUGUCCCCCCUGGAGCCCCAGUCGGCCACGGCGUCGUCGGCGGGCGUUCGGGACCGCCUGGCGCUGGAGGUGCGGGUUCGAGAGGUGGAGGAGGAGAACCAGGCCCUCCGCUGGGAGCUGAGCCAGCCGCCCAGGGCCGCCGCCCGCCUCCGCCCCCGCCCUCGCCACGGCAACCAGUCCCGCACCUACUCCACGGAGGAGGGCACCGGCGACAACGAGGGCCAGCGAGCGGGCGCCCCCGGCAACGGCUCCGACUGCGCGCAGCAGCCCCCGGUGGACAAGUGCGAGACGAUUCACGUGGCCAUCGUGUGUGCCGGGUACAACGCCAGCAGGGAUGUGGUGACGCUGGUGAAAUCCGUCCUCUUUCACCGACGGAACCCCCUCCACUUCCACUUCAUCACAGACUCCAUCGCCCGGCAGAUCCUGGCCUCGCUCUUCCACACCUGGAUGGUCCCGGCCGUGCGCGUGGACUUCUACGACGCCGACGAGCUCAAGUCAGAAGUGUCGUGGAUUCCCAAUAAGCACUACUCUGGGAUCUACGGGCUGAUGAAGCUGGUCCUGACCAAGACCCUCCCCCCGGACCUGCAGCGCGUCAUCGUCCUGGACACCGACAUCACCUUCGCCACCGACAUCGCCGAGCUGUGGGCCGUCUUCCACAAGUUCAAAGGCCAGCAGGUUUUGGGGCUGGUGGAGAACCAGAGCGACUGGUACCUGGGGAACCUGUGGAAGAACCACCGGCCCUGGCCUGCCCUGGGAAGAGGCUUCAAUACAGGUGUGAUCCUGCUGCUGCUGGACAGGCUGAGGAAGCUGAGGUGGGAGCAGACCUGGAGGCUGACAGCUGAGCGGGAGCUGAUGAGCAUGCUGUCCACCUCGCUGGCCGACCAGGACAUCUUUAACGCCGUGAUCAAGCAGAACCCCUUCCUGGUGUACCAGCUGCCCUGCUUCUGGAACGUUCAGCUAUCCGACCACACCCGCUCCGAGAAGUGCUACAAGGACGUGUCCGACCUCAAGGUCAUACACUGGAACUCCCCCAAGAAGCUCCGGGUGAAGAACAAGCACGUGGAGUUUUUCCGGAACCUCUACCUGACCUUCCUGGAGUACGACGGGAACCUGCUUCGCCGCGAACUCUUCGGCUGCCCCAGCGAGACCGACCACAACAGCGAACGUCUGCAGAAGACGCUGUCGGAGCUGGACGAGGACGACCCGUGCUACGAGUUCCGGCGGGAGCGCUUCACCGUGCACCGCACGCACCUCUACUUCCUGCACUACGAGCACGAGCCCGCCGCCGACCGCACCGACGUCACGCUGGUGGCCCAGCUCUCCAUGGACAGGCUCCAGAUGCUGGAGGCCAUCUGUAAGCACUGGGAGGGGCCCGUCAGCCUGGCGCUGUACCUGUCGGACGCGGAGGCGCAGCAGUUCCUGCGCUACGCCCAGGGCUCCGAGGUGCUGAUGGGGCGGGGCAACGUGGGGUACCACAUCGUCUACAAGGAGGGCCAGUUCUACCCCGUCAACCUGCUGCGCAACGUGGCCAUGAAGCAGGUCAACACGCCCUACGUCUUCCUGUCCGACAUCGACUUCCUGCCCAUGUACGGGCUCUACGAGUACCUCAGGAAGUCGGUGGUGCAGCUGGACAUGGCCAACACUAAGAAGGCCCUGGUGGUGCCGGCCUUCGAGACCCUGCGCUACCGCCUGUCCUACCCCAAAUCCAAGGCCGAGCUGCUGUCCCAGCUGGACAUGGGAACGCUCUUCACCUUCAGGUACCACGUGUGGACGAAGGGCCACGCCCCCACCAACUUCGCAAAAUGGCGGACGGCCACCACGCCGUACCGGGUGCAGUGGGAGGCGGACUUCGAGCCCUACGUCAUGGUGCGACGGGACAGUCCCGAGUACGACCGGCGCUUCGUCGGGUUCGGCUGGAACAAGGUGGCCCACGUGAUGGAGCUGGACGCGCAGGAGUAUGAGUUUGUGGUGCUGCCCAACGCCUACAUGAUCCACAUGCCGCACGCGCCCAGCUUCGACAUCACCAAGUUCCGCUCCAACAAGCAGUACCGCGUGUGCCUGAGGACGCUGAAGGAGGAGUUCCAGCAGAACAUGUCCCGCCGCUACGGCUUCGCCGCGCUCAAGUACAUGACCGCCGAAAACAGCGGCUAGGCCCCGCCCCGCCCCGCGCCUCGCCCACUCAGGGGCUCCCGGCGCCCCCCGUCUCGGUCCCGGAGGAGUCGAGCGCUAGGUGCGUGUGUGGGGUGGCUAAGGGGGCCUGUACAAGAGGAACGAGGAACAUUCUGGAACUCUCAGUACCCAACGAAACUCCCCCUAAUGGAUGCAACAGAAUCCCUUUGCUGACUUUGCUGCCAACUUCGCUUUUCGUUUUGAGCGAAGAGGAAAGAUUUAGGAGGGGAGGAGUGGGGAGGUACUGCCAUAAACCCUUUGAAGAGAAGGUUUUCUGGAAUGUUUUUCAUCCCAAAAUUUAGUGUUCUGGAACUCCAUCACUUUCAGUUGUCAGUCGUGAUUGUGACAUCAGCGUCAGAAUGUCCAGUUAAGAACAUUCUAAAUCACAUGUUUGUGAUGUCACACCUCAGAGGGUUAAUGAGAUGUAAACGGUGGUGUGGCAGGGGAGGGUCAGAUGUGUGUGUGUGUGUGUGUGUGUGUGCGUGUGGACGGUGACGGACAGCGGUGAGCCGUAAGAGGGUGUGUGUUCACUCGCUCAUGCGAUCGUUCGGUCCUGUGAGGGCUGGAAUCUCCCUGCCAACCUCCCGGCGUUCUCCAGAUAUACAGACUGAGUGCAUCGGAAAGGAAAUGUUUGUCCAAGCCGGCAAGCCUGCCGGUACAGCACACCGAUGGCAAGAAAUCGAUGCCUCUCCUUUUCCUGGAAAGGCAGCCUCCAUCGUCCUUAACCACCUUAAAGCCGAGCGAUGCUCUGUGCUGCUGGUUUUUAUUUUCAUUGAACGUUGUACAUGCUCCUGACAACACAGAGCCGCUCCACUGAGCCGGAGAGCUUCAGGCCCUGGAGGGAAGAUGUACUGCAGUGUAAAAACAGCUUCAUCUUGGGCCUGUUUUCCUUUUCCCCACCGAUGAAGCGCUCUCUGCGACGCCCUCCAAUGGCAUCGCUGCAUGCGCGAUGUGCCGGGGGGGUGCGGAUUCUUCAAGGUUUUAUUGCGUUUAAUAAAAUCGGAGCGGCCUGGCUGGAUGAUGAUCUGGGUAACAGAAUUCCCAGGGUUCCACUGUAAAAAAAUAAAAAUAAUAAUAAUAAAAUUCAAAUAUUUUUUUGGCAUACAAAGAGGAAAUGUUAUUUAAAGAAUACCAGAAAGGAGAAAUUGCUUGUGGUAAAAAAAAAAAAACAUCCUGUGGGCUUUUGAUAUUUGGACGGCAAACGCUGACUUUUCUUCAUAAACAGUGGCAGACGUGUUCAGAAUAAUUCCACAGGCCCACAGCUCACCAAGCGUCCACAACGGAAACUUCUGUACUUUUAUAGCGAAAGUGGAAAAAAAAGCUUAUUUCGUGGGUGUUUGUGCAUUGUGCUUUUAAGGGGGACGGGUCGCCGAGGUUUGCUGUAAAGCACGUCGAAACGUUGGCUGGGUCGGCGGCGUGGAACACGGUGGCCUGUCCUGGCCGCCGUUUCGGACGCGAGCGGCGAACAGGACCGUCGGCACACUGUGUCCCGAGGAGGUGGGCACGCGAAAGUGCGGAUGAACUCUCAGAAGCACCGGAACGCUCCGCUGGUUCUGCGGUCAGGCGUUGGGUGCAGAGCGGUUGGGUGUUUCCGCGGCAACCUGUGGCCCAGUGAUGCAGCACUUUUCCAGGUCUUACUAUCCCCUGUCACCAGCUGCUCAACCUCUGCAGAAUUCCUAUUGUGUCAGUGGAAUUCAAGUUUCACCCACAGGGACACAAAAAAAAAGAAAAAAAGUGAUAUGAAUUAUUUUUUAUUUGUAUUCAGUGGUUUAAAAUAUUGGAAUGUGUUUACGGUUUUCAUGUCUGAAAUAAGCCAGUGUGCAGCUAAAAAAUAAAAUAAAAUAAAAAUUUAAAAAAUGCACUACCUGCACUACCCACAAACUCCUGGGGCAGGAGAGGGAAGACUGGCCGGACAGAAUCUCUCAAAAACUGAAAAUGUAUGAAUGUGCUCUUCGGCAUCAGAACUACAGGAUCACUGGAGAUCCACUGGGCUACAUUAUGUGGAUAUUCUGGAAGUGGGUACAGAAUUAGACAAGCCUGUCUGAGUACUGUGAAGAUCAGUGGCUGUAUGGUGUUACUGUUCAGCUGGGAUUCCUGUUACUGCUCAGCUCAUCAAAUUGGGUUGGAGCUGGAAACUGAAUGUGAAAUUAAUAUCUGCAUCAGCUUUGUGGCGGGAUUAGAGGGCAACUCAAGGUUGUUGGUUUUUUUUUUCAAAUCCCAGGCAGCUCCCCCUCUCUUCUCAGUUUUGAAUGUCAGACGGGGGGGGGGGGUGAAGCUCCUCUGCUUGUUGGCUGAAAUGGCCAAGCUUGCACUAGUGACCCCACUUUCAGCUCCUAUCUGUGUGAAGACCUGACAAAGAUAGUAGCGGGCCAUGGUGUGUGUGUGUGUGUGCAUAUGCGUGUGAGUGUGUGUACAUGCACAUGUAUAUAAUGUGUAGGGGGACGUGGAUGUCUGUAUGCAGUAAGUGAUGAAGACACGUGGUUGUGUCUGUCUCUGUUUAAGACAGUGCUGAUGGUCAAGCGGCUGCCUAAUAAAACAAAAUGAAGAGG